AUGCAGAAGCUGCUGAGGUUGAAGAGAUACCAUCAGAAUAUGGGAUUCAGCAACAUGAAUAAAUGCUGGCCUGUAGCGAAUGCUUUGCGGAAGAAUCCGCGGGCAUGGCUAGAUUUUAUGAUGAAAAAUAUUUGUUGGCACUGCCUCCCUCAGCAUAAUUUAGAACACAUUCUUCUAUCAGGUUUGAACUUUGAACUGGUAUUGGAGAAGCCAAAUCCAAAGAGAGCACUUCAAAGUGCAUUCACUAUUGCAAUUGCUUAUAUUGUGGGUGGAGUAGUACCACUCGUUCUAGUACCACUCGUUCCUUACAUAUUCAUUCCAGUUGCAAGAAAAGCGGUGAUUGCCUCUGUAGUCUUAACUCUAAUGGCAUUGCUGAUUUUUGGAUAUGCAAAAGGCCACUUCACUGGGAAUAAGCCAAUCAGGAGUGCUCUACAAACUGCCCUAAUUAGAGCCAUUGCAUCUGCUGCUGCUUUUGGCAUGGCCAAAGCUUAA
Fraxinus pennsylvanica is the source of this 492-nucleotide messenger RNA. The record is from the annotation of a GenBank genome assembly. NCBI's taxonomy places the organism in Eukaryota, Viridiplantae, Streptophyta, Magnoliopsida, Lamiales, Oleaceae.